Messenger RNA from Rangifer tarandus platyrhynchus (Svalbard reindeer), 774 nucleotides. NCBI's taxonomy places the organism in Eukaryota, Metazoa, Chordata, Mammalia, Artiodactyla, Cervidae. The record is from the annotation of a GenBank genome assembly.
AUGGAUACCGUGUCCCUGGAGCAUCAGAUCCAGAGCGUGCAGCGCCACAUCAGCUUCCUGAAAAAAGAGCAGAUGGCCCUGCUGCGAGACCUGCACCUAGAGAUCCUGAGGCUGCAGAAACGCUGCUCGGAACUGACCCAUGACCUGGAGAUGAGAGAGGCCCAGUCGCACCAGCAAGAGUUGGCGUCCCGAGAGCUGGAGAGCAAGUGCCGCGCGUUGGAGUCGCAGCUGGCCGAGCGAGCAGCGGCCAACGCAGAGCUGCGGCGGGAGGUGGCGCAGCGCGAGGCGCUGGUGUCGGCGCUGCGCUGCAGCCUGCGCGCUGAGGAGCGCCGCUUCCUGGAGGAGCUGCGUCGCCGCAGCCACCGAGCCACCGUGCUGAGCACGGAGCUGCAGAAGCACACCGAGGCGGCCGCCUACCUCUCCUGCCAGCUGCAUGCGGCGCGCCAGAAACUGCAGACUCCGCGCCCGGGGCCCGGCGCAGCCGCCGCCACCGCCGAGCCCCGAAUCCGCCGGCGCGCACAGCGGGCCCGCCGCCCGCCCGCAGCCGAGGCCGCCACCAAGGGCCCCGGCCGGGACUGGGCCGCCUGGGAGCGUGCGGCCGGCGUCCCGGACGACCUCGAUGCCAUGCCCGACCCCGCGCUCUUCCUCUACGCCCGGAGGCCCCAGCGGCCCAGCGGCCGCAGCCCACGCCAGCCGCCUCCCCAGGAACCCCCGGACCAAGCCGGCUCUCCGGCCGCGCCCCGCCCACCCAGUGCGCCCGCGGACCCGGAGUAG